UGGUCACUGCACAUUUCUUAACUUUUUUGGGAGAAUGAUUAACGGGUCCUGAUCUGGACAAGGCCAUUUAGUCUGCUUUGUCACAGUGAUUAGAUUCUUGAUAGCAUGUCUGUUAACUUUGGACUUGUUUUUAUUUUGUUGCCUGGAGUGUUACAUGCACAGGAUUGCAAAGCUCCCACACUGGACGGCGGUUAUUUUGUGCCCGAACAACAGAUUUAUUUGAACGGGUUACAGCUCACGUACUCCUGUGAUAAUGGACAUAAACCAGUAGCUGAGAGCUGGUGGGCAACCAGCACAUGUCAAAAUGGAACAUGGUCUCCUCAACCCCAGUGUAUUGCACAGGAUUGCAAAGCUCCCACACUGGACGGCGGUUAUUUUGUGCCCGAACAACAGAUUUAUUUGAACGGGUUACAGCUCACGUACUCCUGUGAUAAUGGACAUAAACCAGUAGCUGAGAGCUGGUGGGCAACCAGCACAUGUCAAAAUGGAACAUGGUCUCCUCAACCCCAGUGUAUUGAUGAAAAAUCCUGCAUUCCUCCAAAUAUCCCCAAUGGAGAAUAUAGUCAAAGCCAGACUGGCUGGUAUGAGGACGGCCAUACAGUUAGAAUAAAAUGCAACAAAGGAUAUGAACACAAAAACCGGGACGCAACAGCCAAAUGUUCCAAUGGAACGUGGAUCUCAGUGCCUGUCUGUGAGAAGAGUACAGAUACGUGCGAUGCACCACCUAAAAUCCCUCAUGCAGUCAUCAUUAAUGAAAGACAUCAGGAGAUUUUUCCUGCAAAUUCGGAACUAAAGUAUGAAUGUGAGGAUGGAUUUCAUGUAGUGGAAGCAGAUGCCAAAAAAUCCAUCUACUGCUUAUCUGGAAACUGGACGACCGGCCCACAGUGCAGGAGUGAAGAUGCAUGUGAUUCACCACCUAAAAUCCCUCAUGCAGUCAUUAUUCAUCAGGGACCCCAGGAGAUAUUAGUUGCAGAUUCAGAACUAAAGUAUGAAUGUGAGGAUGGAUUUGACGUAGAGGGAGAAGAUGCCACAAAAUCCAUCUACUGUUUAUCUGGAAACUGGACGACCGGCCCACAGUGCAGUAAGUGA
Molecule: messenger RNA, 1089 nt
Organism: Thalassophryne amazonica
Lineage: Eukaryota; Metazoa; Chordata; Actinopteri; Batrachoidiformes; Batrachoididae
Product: complement factor H-related protein 1-like
Exons: 6
Coding region: 106-1089 (327 amino acids)
Source: RefSeq, a predicted model, not a curated record